Messenger RNA from Neltuma alba, 1147 nucleotides. Its product is annotated as dnaJ homolog subfamily C member 28. The record is from RefSeq and is a predicted model, not a curated record. Lineage: Eukaryota; Viridiplantae; Streptophyta; Magnoliopsida; Fabales; Fabaceae. The transcript has 3 exons. The coding region runs from base 141 to 839 and encodes 232 amino acids.
UAACUGUCCACGUGGAAUCAGAAUUAGCCGCCAAAACUGUUAUCGAGAGGAGUGCCGAGAGCUUUCUUGAUGGGAAGGUUCUCUCUCUCUUCCUUACCCAACAGAUCGGAGUAUCCGAGAUCCUUGGAAGGCACUCGGACAUGGCGACCUGCCUUCGGAGAUCCGUGAAAUUGCGCUCUCUGUUGCAGCGAUCGGCGGUGGACGAUGCCUCUCCUGUAAUACCAGUGGCCGUCCCUUCCCUAUCUGGUAAUAGUGGCGCUUCCUCUUUUUCCUCUUCCACCGCAUCGGCUUCGCCCCCCUCGUCAUCGUCUGAUAAAUCUCCGAAGGUGGUAAAGAAGCUUGUUGAUCGUCUUUCAGCUGUUAUUGACGCUGUUAACGAUCGCAAAUUACCUCCUGAACUUCGAGGUCAGCGCAACAAUGUCAGAUCAGAAACUGAUAUCAUCAACGUUGUGGAGCAAAGAAUAUGGCAUUCCAUGGAAGAAGGACAGUUCGAAAACUUGCCGGGGAAAGGCAAGCCACUUAAGCUAGACAUGAAUCCUCAUGCAGACCCAGCUGAAGAUACGUUGUACAGAAUCCUAUCAAAAAAUGGUUGUGCACCGGAGUGGGUUGAGCUUAACAAAGAAAUAAGAACUAAUAUAUCUGAAUGGAGGGCAGCAUUGAAAAAAGCUUGGAUAAAUAAAUGCAGUGAUAAUCUUAAGUGGGUAGAGAGUUCAGAAGUUUUGAAAACGCAAUUACGUGAUAUCAAUAAUAAGGUUUUUCGAUAUAAUCUCAUCGUCCCUUUUGGUAGGCAAAUGUUUGGCCUUAAUUGGGAGAAAGAGCUUGGGCGUUUAGAAGAAUAAGGACUCUCAGUAUUUUCAGUCUGUUAAGCCUUAAGCAGGUUGAUUGAUUCUCGUGGAAAAUCAAAUUUUGUUUAAUCUUGUUGGACUGUCAUGCCGAGUAACUUAUCAGUUGACUCAAACCGAGUGAAAUAUCAGUUGCCUAGCUCAAACUAUGGUUAAAUCCUUUCAUCGGUUUUGUUGAUGGUGUUGCAGUUUGGAUGUCUCCAUCAUGUAAGAUCAAGGGACACAAAAUUUUAAUAGCAUGUACAAGAAAAAACUUUAUACUAGUUGUCACUUCUAUGUUAAAGUAAACAGGGUUAAUUGUGCAA